AUGGAUGGUUCAUCGUUGCCCCUUUUGGGGAUGAUUGUUUUCGGGUCCUUUGCCCUGUGGGCUCAGUGGUGCCUACGAAAGUGGUUCCGUGUUGUGGUCAGUUUUUUGCUUUGCACUAUUGUCUGUGUGUCUAUGGCUUCGGCCGUUUGGGCCAAUGUCCAUAAAGUCGUCGCGUCUAUUGGAUACGGCUUUGUGGCCCGGGAAACCUGGAUGUUUGCGCGUGUGUUGUGGAGCGGAACGCCCACACACUUACCGGGGCCUCCUCAACACGAAUCCAGCAGCGCCGAUUUGGUCUCGGCUGCGGAUCUCAGAGCGUCGGAGGCCCAGGUGCGGGCAUUGGACCAGCAGGUUCGUCAGAUGCGGCACGAUCGGGAGGCCGAGGUGAAUCAAUUGAACUCCACAAUCCGACUGUACCAGCGCGGGGUGGUGUCCGGGCCUGGUCCAAUUCGGCAGCUUAUGGACUGGAAGCAGGCCGCGGAGAAUAAAGCUCGAGGCCUCCAGUUGAAGGUGGACACUCUUGAGGCGAAGGUGUAA
Messenger RNA from Penicillium arizonense, 534 nucleotides. RefSeq lists its product as uncharacterized. Bases 1 to 534 code for a protein of 177 amino acids. Lineage: Eukaryota; Fungi; Ascomycota; Eurotiomycetes; Eurotiales; Aspergillaceae. The record is from RefSeq and is a predicted model, not a curated record. The transcript is spliced from 2 exons.